Pyricularia oryzae 70-15 is the source of this 228-nucleotide messenger RNA. RefSeq lists its product as uncharacterized. The record is from RefSeq and is a predicted model, not a curated record. The transcript has 2 exons. The coding region runs from base 1 to 228 and encodes 75 amino acids. Lineage: Eukaryota; Fungi; Ascomycota; Sordariomycetes; Magnaporthales; Pyriculariaceae.
AUGGUUCCACCACCGAGCCCCCGGCCGUGGGCCCCGGCGGCUAUCGGAGGAGCCACCAGGGCCGACCACAUGCUGGCCCGGCGAGGCGGGGGCGGGGUGUACGAGCAGCCCCUCGCCAGCAAGCCCGUCAGCGUGCUCCUGGCCAUCGUGGGGUGCUGCGUGCUGUCGUGCUGUCUCAACUUUGACGAUAACGAGCUGGAUGAGAUUGCCGUACAUACAAUGGAGUAA